GAGAAAGGAAAAUACAUAAUAGGAGACGCGGAAGUAGCAGCAUGGAGACCCAACAUGGAAAUUAGGAAUCCUCUUGUUAACGGUUUGGUACAAGACUGGGACGCGCUGGAAAAAAUUUGGGAUCAUGCACUGCUUAAGAGACUGCAAGUUGAUCCAACGGAACAUCCACUGUUCGUAACAGAAGCAGCUUGGAACACCAGGGAAAUUAGAGAGAAACUUACUGAAAUCGCGUUUGAGAAAUACCAAGUGUUAGCUUUUUAUGUAGCAAAGAAUCCGGUGCUCUCAGCAUUUGCAACAGGACGUCCAACUGCCGUUGUUCUAGAUUGUGGUGCUAGCACUACGAGCUGUGUUCCAGUAGUUGAUGGAUACGUUCUUAAAAAAUGA
Molecule: messenger RNA, 384 nt
Organism: Racocetra persica
Lineage: Eukaryota; Fungi; Glomeromycota; Glomeromycetes; Diversisporales; Gigasporaceae
Source: the annotation of a GenBank genome assembly